Pieris napi is the source of this 1447-nucleotide messenger RNA. RefSeq names its product protein ALP1-like. Bases 33 to 1217 code for a protein of 394 amino acids. NCBI's taxonomy places the organism in Eukaryota, Metazoa, Arthropoda, Insecta, Lepidoptera, Pieridae. The record is from RefSeq and is a predicted model, not a curated record. The transcript has 2 exons.
UCGAGCAGUUGAAUUUCUACCGCAGUCUAGUCAUGGAUUCUGACGAGGAAGCACUGCUUUUGCUGCUUCUGCUCAAGCGGAGACGACGGCGACGACGUCAAAAGAGAACAUUUUGGGUUCAUCCAAUUUUGGAAUUAAGAGAACAACAUGGACAAUUCCAUCAUUUGUUUAUGGAACUUAGAAGUGAUGAAGAAAAAUUUUUCAACUAUUUUAGAAUGUCAAAGUCUUCGUUUGAUGAAUUGUAUAAUAUACUAAAGUCUCACAUUAAACGGGAAGACACAAUUAUGAGGAGAAGUAUCCAACCUGAAGAAAGACUAGCAGUAACAUUGAGGUAUUUGGCAACUGGAUGUACAUUUAUGGAUUUGCAAUAUAGUUUUAGAAUAGCAUCAACAACAAUAGGUAAGAUAGUGAGGGAUGUUUGCAGAAAUAUAUGGAUACAUAUGAAGGAUAUGUGUAUGGAACAACUAACUAAAGAUAAAUGGAAAGACAUAAUAAAUGGUUUCAAAAAAAAUGCUCAGUUUCCGAACUGCCUCGGUGCCGUUGAUGGCAAACAUAUUAGAAUAAUACAACCCGCGCAAAGUGGAUCGUCAUAUUAUAACUAUAAAAAUUAUUUUUCGAUAAUACUUCUAGCAGUAUGUGAUAGUAAUCAUAUGUUCACUUUCGUGGAUAUAGGCUCAUAUGGAAGGCACGCUGACUCGACUAUUUUCGAAGAGAGUUGUCUAUAUAAAAUGUUACAAGAAAAAAAGUUAAAUAUACCUCCACCUUCUGCAAUAUCACAAAAUGGACCGUUAUUACCGAAUGUGUUUAUUGGGGAUGAAGCGUUUAGCUUGCAGGAAAAUUUAAUGCGUCCAUAUGGUGGCAAGAAUUUACCAGAGAAAAAAAAAAUUUUUAACUAUCGGUUAUCACGUGCGAGGCGAUAUAUUGAAUGCACGUUUGGCAUAUUAGCUAAUAAAUGGCGGAUCUUUCAUAGACCACUCAACGUCAACGUUGAUUUCGCAGUGGAUAUAGUAAAAUCAUCGUGUGUUCUUCACAACUACGUAAAACAACGAGAUGGAAAUAAAUUUGAGGAUACGUUUGAGGGUCUUCCUUAUUCUAUAAUACAUUCAACCCAGCAAGUUCGUCCAGGUGGACCUAUGUUAACAACAAUCCGUGAAGAAUUUGCUAAUUACUUUGUGAGCGAAGAAGGCAAACUAGAUUGGCAAUGGAAUAUGAUAUAAAUCAAAAGGGCGCCGUCCGUAUAACAUAGCCUCUGUAUUCUUUUAAAUAUUAAAAAUAUAAUAAGAAGCAAAACAACUAUUAUAUUGUUACCAGUCUGUUUUUUAAUAAUAAAUAAAAUAAUAAAUGUGUGUGUUAAAUGACUGACUUUUUUACUUACCGAUUUGAUUUUUUUCUUCAACUGGUUUUUCAUCAAAGUUCUCAAUUACUUGGGCACAAAUAAUUGCCCAUG